Messenger RNA from Pantherophis guttatus, 5151 nucleotides. The record is from RefSeq and is a predicted model, not a curated record. Lineage: Eukaryota; Metazoa; Chordata; Lepidosauria; Squamata; Colubridae.
GGCAGGAUGUAUCUGAAGAAGCCUUAAGAUCAGGUAUUUCAACUGCUGGACCUGUCGGCACAUCCAAUGGCAAAGAAUUCUUUCCUGGAUAUAAUCAAGACUGGAAGAAUUCAUUCUAACCUGGAGAUCAAAGGCAGAGCUUAGUAGGAAAGUGUCGUGCAGAGCUCCAGAUUUAAGUUUCAAUAUGACUGGAAUGUACUCAAGGCAAAAUGCUUCUUCCCAAGAUAUUAAUCUUCCUCACCACCAGCCAGAUGGAGACCCUUUUGCAUCAAAACUUGCAAAGGAAGCUGACAUAAUAGCUGGAAUUUAUUUAUUAAUAAUAGGGAUCCUAUCCACUUUAGGCAACGGAUAUGUUAUCUAUAUGUCUAUACAACGGAAAAGGAAGCUCAAGCCAGCAGAGAUCAUGACGGUAAAUCUAGCAGUCUGUGACUUGGGGAUUUCAGUGGCAGGAAAGCCAUUUAGCAUCAUUGCCUUCUUCUCCCACCGUUGGAUCUUUGGUUGGAGUGGCUGCCGCUGGUAUGGAUGGACUGGCUUCUUCUUUGGAGUUGGAAGUCUUAUUACCAUGACUGCAGUCAGCCUGGACCGGUAUUUCAAAAUAUGCUAUUUAACUUAUGGAAUCUGGUUGAAGAGACACCAUGCUUUUAUUUGCCUAGGGAUUAUCUGGUCAUAUGCUGCUUUCUGGGCCACGAUUCCCUUUGCUGGCUUGGGGAACUAUGCUCCUGAGCCCUUCGGCACAUCCUGCACUUUGGACUGGUGGCUGGCUCAAGGUUCAGUGGCAGGGCAGGCAUUCAUUCUCAACAUCCUUUUCUUCUGCCUUGUAUUCCCAACUGCUGUGAUCGUGUUUUGCUAUAUUAAAAUAAUAGCAAAGGUCAAGUCAUCCAGCAAGGAUGUAGCUCAUUAUGACAGCAGGAUUCAGGAUAGCCAUGAAAUAGAAAUAAAACUAACUAAGGUGGCGAUGUUGAUCUGUGCAGGAUUUUUAUUUGCUUGGAUCCCAUAUGCAGUUGUAUCAGUAUGGUCAGCUUUUGGAAAACCAGAUUCUGUUCCCAUAAAAGUUUCGGUGGUGCCUACUUUGCUUGCUAAAUCGGCAGCCAUGUACAACCCUGUUAUUUACCAGGUCAUCAACUGCAAAUCAGCCUGUUGUCAUCCGGAGGCUCUUAGGCCACUGCGGAAGAAAAACUCCUUGAAGAAAUCCAGGCUCUAUAUAGUCUCUACAGAAAAGUCUGAAGUAAUGACUGAAACUCAACUGGAUGUUGCCUGAGAGCUGGGAAUCCACACCUCUCCAGCCAACCAGCAGGUUUCCUUCUCAGCUGCUUCUGCUCCAAACCAUUUUAAAAGUACGCCAGCUCCAUCUUAGGGAAUUAUCUUCCUGGCUUGUAUUUUCUCACAGGGUCUUAAUAUUAGUUCUCAGUAUUCCAAUCAAAGAUAUAUAUUUUAAAAGUAAUCAUUUUGUUUGUAUUUUAAUUAGGUAAAAAUUCUCCCUGCAUCAUUCUUAUUGUAUAUAUUUUAAAGCGAUUACAAUGAAUACAAAUAAAUAGGUGUAUAGUACAUAGUAAUAGUAUAGUAAACAAUAUAGCAAAUUGGUGCUUAGAUUCCAUAUACUUUACCCUGUUGAUCCUUUGUCUUUCCUCUCAAUGAAAUGCUGCCAGCCUGUCAGCAACAGUCACAUGACACAGGGAAGCAACGGACACCUUUGGCCAAGAGCUGCAGAGCGAAGAGAGAGGCCAUUCCAUACUUUCUGCUUGGCCCUCCACUGGAAUGGACCACUUACUGCUUCCCCAGGGCAGGAGUGGAGGACAUCCUCCAUGUGGCCUGGUCCCAUAUUCUCCAGCUUCAAUUCAAAACUGUUGUUUUCAACGAGAGCAUUUUUCAGCUCUUCAGAGCAUAAUGAUCUCGAGCGCUUUCUUCCAUUCUAGCUGUAGUCCCAGUUCUGCUUGGCUGCAAUGCCUGGCAUGUGCCCUCCCCUCCAGCAGCUGAUCACAUUCUGUCCUAGGCUGCCACUUUCUCAGCAUUUUUAAUAAAUGUUAUUUCUAUUAAUCCAUUAAGGGCCCCUUAAGUCAAUGAGCUCUCCCUAAGCCUAGAAGCCUACAAUCCUUAUAUCUCCUGGUAAGCACUUUUUAGUUUUUGCCAGGCUGGGUGACUCAUGCUUCCCUUGUUUUCCCAUCGCCUGCCCACAGUUUUCCUUCCCUUUAUGUUUUUAACUUCUUUAAUUUACAAUAAAGAAAAUGUUGUUGUAUUUUGUUUCCAUGAAACUGAACUAUCAGUUCUUCCUUGCUAAUCAAGUUUCUGUAGGCCUAUGUAGAUCAAUCCACCCACCCCAAUCUAUUCCCUAUUGUUUUUAAUUGUAGUUUCAGUGCUAUGAUAGUACUUUAAGGGGGAAAAAUUAUAUAGAAAAGUGCUGUGUUAGUGUCAGAUAAGAUAAUGGGGUACGCACCCAUGACAGACCGUUCCAUACUGGAGCAGAGCCUUCCCUUCCUUGUGUGGAUGAAAGGGGAAGAAGCAGGGGAAUGCCUGGUUGUGCAGGGCUUGAUCUGGGUCAAGCAUCAUUCCAGCUCUGGCAAAUCUAAUUUUUGUACUUGCCUGAAGAAACAAUCACCAACAGCAUGAGGGACAAGCAGCUAAGGCUACAGUGCAAAAUUGCCCAGAGCUAAUGGCUUUUAGCUACCGUCAUACGAGAAUCUACGCAAAUAUUAGGCAGGGGUAAAAUCCAGCAGGUUCUGACAGGUUCUGGAAAACUGGUAGCAGAAAUUUUGAACAGUUUGGAGAACCAGAAAAUACUACCUCUGGCUGGCCCCAGAGUGGGGAGGGAAUGGAGAUUUUGAAUAUCCUUCCCCUGUGGGGGGUAGUAAUGGAGAUUUUGCAGUAUCCUUCCCCUGGAGUGGGGUGGGAAUGGAGUUUUUACAGUAUCCUUCCCCUGCUUCGCCCACCAAACCAUGCCCACCAAGCCACACCAUGCUCACCAAGCCACGCCCACAGAACCGGUAGUAAAAAAAAUUGGAUUUCACCACUGAUAUUAGGUCUAAUGUAUAUUAUCAGGCCAUGUUGGGAAAGGAAGUGGUUCAAUUGCUCAACAGAAAAGUGAAAAUCUUGGUUUCAAAUCUUUACGUACUUUUUUCAUUUAUUUAAAUAUGUUUAAUAAAAACAAAAGACCUGGCCAGAACAAUUUUGUAAAAUAGUUUCACACAUGCUGUCAUAUCAAUUGUCAAUAUAUUCCUCCUAACAUAAUUAUACUGUGUAUGUCUCCCUUGCUCUAAUUUGGUUUGUGACUUGUGAGUAGUUGGACAUUGGCCAAGAUGGGCAUCCUCCUCUAAUGCUGUUAGACUGCACUUAUCUUUCCUUUGCCUGGGGGAAACAAGGAAAUGCACAAGGAAUCACCAUGUAUUUAACAAAAGCUCAGUUACACUUAAAUUUAGAUUAAUUCACCUGGUGAAGGGAAGUGGCAGUGCAGGCAGGAAAUGACUGGUGGAAGAAGCUAACAAAACCUGAACAAGUUUAGGAAAAGAUGCAGCUGCUUUAAUGAUUUAUGAAAAGAAGCAUCAUAUAGGUACUGAAGCAUCCCUUUUGAAGACUUUGCACAUUUGCAUCAACCUAAUAUUAGUAUUCACACAACUCCUGCAUAUUACUUUUAGCAUUUGCUGGACUCCUUCAAAAUCUAGAUUGCUUCAGAUGUGGUGCCUGGAUAUUUGGGGAGCUUCUGAAUAUGGUUUUUCUUAACAUUGUGGUUGUGGGGAUUAGGUUGGAAUGUCCUUGGGUGCCUUUAUGCUAUGAUUGUGCUGCCGUUGUUAUUAUUUACUUACUGUACACUUACUAAAUGUAAUAACUUACUGUUACUGAUUGAUUUUGUUCUUUGUUGGCUUUACUCCAAUAUCCAUUACUCAGAUUUGCAACAGUGAGAUAGGUAGCUGUAUAAAUCAAAAUAAUAAAUAAUAAAUGCUGAGUUAAUAAAACAUGGAGGGGAGAAAACCUUGAUACAAACUAUGGACAAUUUACAUCAAGGUUUAGUUUUGGUUUGCUGUGGGUUUUUGUUUGUUCCUCUUGUUAUUUUGUUUAUUAAACAUGUUUGAGGGAGAGAGAAGAGAACUGUAAACUAAUCUGUUGCAGCCAGAAUAAUUUCAAAAUAAUUUAAAAAAUGAAGCAACAGAGGAUCUCUAAUGGAAACUAUUUUUUUUCAAAAUAAGAUAAAUAUAGAAUACGACUUUAAAAAGUAAUGAGGAUUUGGAAGCAUACCUUGUGCAAAAAAAUUAAUCUGUGUUAAGUGCAGAUAGCAUGAAUGUAUUGCUAAGAUAUGCUCAAUAUUUAAUUAUAUUAGUGAAGUGUCACCUUUAUAGUAAUAUGGCUGUAGUGAACAGUUUUGCUCAUUUACAGGUCAAGAAAGAACAGAACAACAAUACCAUCCUAAGAAUAUUACAACAUACUAUUGUAAGAGAAGAGAAUACUAUCUGCAGGAAAAAGUCUAUUUAUCACUGUCCUUUGUGCUCUAGCCAGGGGAGAAGAUUAUAAUUUUAUUCCUUCAUACCUUUUUUCCCCCCUCUUUCUCCCCCACGCCAUAUUUUGAAUUCAUGUUUGAGGACCAAACAUGGGAUCUGGUAGAUCUAAAGAUUGCCUGGGUUGGCUACAGCUCAUCCAUUUUGAGUCCUUCAUUUCCAAGUUGAAGGGCAAUCUCACUGGCAGAGUUUUCUGCCACUGGGCAACUAAUGAUUUCUAGAACAGCCCCCUCCCCUCACCCACCCACCCCCCAGAGGAAUGUCUCUUGCAUCCUGUAAUUCCAGGACAAUAGGAUUGCACAGGUUAGUGAAUGCGGGUUUAAACAGCAAUCUUUGCACAAGUGUCUUCUGUGGUAGAAUGGUCCAAGUCGUACUUUUCCAUUUCCUGCCCCUCUUAAAUAAAAAUAUGCAAUUUCAAAAAAUAUAAAGCAGAUUUUAGAUUCAGUUAGAUAAUAUAUCUGACUUGACAGUAAUGAAUUCCAGUGAAUUCCAGUGAAUUCAUCUCAUCACUGCAUUGAAUAAGAGGGUUAUUUUCCUUUCUUCUUGGCUUUUUCCCCAUCUUAAACACAGAGGUACUUCUGCAGCUUCACUGAUAGGUUUUUGGUUUUUUCGUCUCCACUGUAUUGUUUCUGUGUAAUUUUAAAUAAAAGAGAUGCCAUAUCCCUGUCAA